This is a messenger RNA of Labrus mixtus (cuckoo wrasse), 527 nucleotides long. RefSeq names its product NXPE family member 3-like. The transcript has 2 exons. The coding region runs from base 32 to 307 and encodes 91 amino acids. Lineage: Eukaryota; Metazoa; Chordata; Actinopteri; Labriformes; Labridae. The record is from RefSeq and is a predicted model, not a curated record.
AUGGGAGCUUUUCCCCCCCAGCAAUGUCAACAUGCAAGUCUUCAUUCAGGCUUCAGGACCGGCCAAUGUUACUGUGCUGCCUCAAAGGAAAGAGCAACCCAUGGAUAGUCAAGGCAGUGGGAAGUCUGGACUCUCUGGGUAUUACUACCAGGGUGUGUGGCGAUCACUAGGUGGCACCAAAGUCCACCAAUUCAACAACUCCUCUGCCAUCAGUCAGUGUCUGAAAGGAAAGGAGGUCCACCUGUAUGGAGACUCCACCGUCAGGCAGUGGUUUGAGUACCUUGAUGCUUCACUUCCAGGUAGUUGAUUCAAAGUGAUUCCAGGCAACAGUUUAAUUGUAUUUAUAUCACAGCUUAAUCUGCUCCUUUUUUCAUACUUUCAGAUGCUAAGGAGAUAAACCGGAAUAAUCCGAAGAAAUCAGGACCUUUCAUGAUAUGGGAUAAUGCAAAAAACAUCUUGGUGAAGUUCCACUUACACGGUCCUCCUCUUAGUAUUUCCGUCCUUAUCCCAACCAGUGAGCUGCGUUA